Cantharellus anzutake is the source of this 772-nucleotide messenger RNA. RefSeq lists its product as uncharacterized. Bases 143 to 601 code for a protein of 152 amino acids. The transcript has 3 exons. Lineage: Eukaryota; Fungi; Basidiomycota; Agaricomycetes; Cantharellales; Hydnaceae. The record is from RefSeq and is a predicted model, not a curated record.
CGCGGAAUUUCUGCACCAGGGAUUCAAGUUCACGAGGGAUUUCUCCAGUCCAAGUUGGCUGAGUUCCUCAGUGUUACCGCUGACAUUCUCAUAAAUUCUAAUCCAAGACAGGAGCGUGUUUGGAAGCUGAUCAAGAUUGGGGAUGGGAACGAGCUUGAGAGCAGUGGCCGCGGUUUGGAGCGAGACUUUGGUGCUGCUGACAAUGAUAUUCUUCCAAGCGCCAUCGGAUCUACGAGAUGCCGGUUCCGCUGGAACCGAUGAAACAGCCAGAACUGAGGGCCUGAGAUCUACGAAUUCAUGCUGCGUGGGGACGCUCGCGUCGUCGUCACCAACGAGUGCAGUCGGAAUCCCUCCAGUAUUCACUUUGGCAGGAAGGGGAGAAAGAAAUGGCGGUGGAUCUCCCGGGGAUGCCUGGACGGACGAAGUCAGGAAAUUAUUGCCCAGGAGUGUACUUGAUUGGGUGCGACGAUUGGAAUCGGGGCUGGGGCUUCUCCGGAAUAAGUCAGAUAUCCUGUCUCGAAGGCGCGUUCGUUGCUGUGCGGCAUCAUCCUUUGAGGUGCCACUAGCAGAGAGUGUACCAGGGUGUGAUCCUGCGGACUGAUUAUAAUCUACCCGAAUCGGUCGGUCAUUUUCUGUCGCAGAAACAGUGACCUGGAUGUUGGGGGUUGGUGCCUGGGGCCGAUCAUCAGGGGUCUCAGGAGCCUGCUGUGGCUUCGUCCGAGAGAAAAAGUGGUGGGAUUUACGAUCUGUGGGCAUGGUGCGUGGGAUGUAG